CAAUACAGCCUCUUAAAACCCGGUCACAUCUGGUCUUCCUGCGCCGCUCACGCGUUACCGUGCGGAGUUGAAGAAGGAGAAGAAUACGAAGCAGAGAAGCAGGAGAUUACCGGUUCGUUCGAAGCAACUGGUCAUGGUGGAAGAAAAGCAGCAUGCGGGAGGAGGAAGAAGAGAGAAGAGAACCGAUCGGCUGGGUCGCCCCUCUCCCAAUCCUCCUCGUCUCUCCCCCUGUAAGCGCAACCCUGCCACGUCCUCCUGCUCCUCCUCCUCCUCCUCUUCCUCCUCCUCUUUUCACCACCUGCUUAAGAAGACCCGGUACGCCCCCGACCUCUUCCUCUGCCAUAGCUGUGGUCUCCGUUUCCCUUCCAACAACAACAACAACAACCCCCUCGACCAUCUCCGAUCCCAGUGGCGCGUCGCCCUCCUCUGCCGCACCUGCCUCGCCCGCGUCAAAUCAGCUGACAUCUGCUCCUAUUGCUUCUCCCCCUUCUCCCCCAUCGCUGACGCCGAACGUUCCCUCACUUGCCUCAGUUGCUCCUGCCGCGUCCAUCUCGGAUGCGUCGACCGCGAGCACCGCUGCCUCGAUCCUUGUCGCCUGGAGCCGGGCUCCUUCACCUGCGUCGAUUGCUGUGUGAUCCCUAAAUUUUGGGGCAGGAAACCUGGAAUUGGUUCUAGGGUUUCGCUCGAGGUGGUGGUGAGGGAAGCCAGUUCUGUGGCAGAGAAGAAGAUCGAGGCAGCUGCCAGGGCCAUGGAAAAUGCUCUGAAGAAGGCUGAUGCUGCAAAACGUGCCGCUGAACGGGCUAGGAAUGCGUUAGGUGCUGUUCUUGCAGCCAAGGGGGAUAUUUCAGAGCAGAAUGCUGAUCUGGCUGCAGUUACCGAUCAAGAACUGGCUCUCCAGCUACAUCUGGCUAUGAAUGGGUCUAGGAGGAUCUCAAGGAGUUCUUCUUGCUCUUUAAGUUCAGGUGCUGUUGGUUCAAUUGACGUAAAGAAAAUGUGUGGCCGAGGUGGUGAUCAGAUGAGCAGGAAUGUUGAUUCCGGUGAUCACGGAAUUUGCAAAGCAGCUGAGAUUUGUGCUGAAGAUAAUUCCUUUCUUGAUGUGGCAGUGAGAACUGUGUUUGGUCAGGGUUCAGAUGUUGAUUCAGAAUCCAACAGGAAUCAGCAGAAGAAGCUAAUUGAUGAUAAUGGCAGAGAUGGUCAUACUGUUAUGCCACCAAAGGAGGAUCAGGGCAACUCUUCUGAUAGAAUUGUUAGUUCUGAUGCAGAUUUUUGUAGCACCGACUCUGUAUCGUUGGAUUAUGAGAAGAAAAAAGUAUCUGAUGUUGUAUUGUUUCCAUCUACAUGUCUAAGAUAUGUCAUAGAAGGAUCUGAAGUGCAAGAAAAUAAUAGUAUUACAACACCAGAUAGAUAUCUUGUGAAAUAUACUGCAAGGAGGUCGAGACCAAAGGGAUUGGCUUCCAUGACUGUCAUGCAUUCUUCUUCCUCCACGUGUUUUGGGUGCAAUCAUGAAAACAGUUGCCAGAGAAUCUAAUGGUGUCGAAGGAGUUCCUUAUGAGAACACAGAAAGACCUUGAUCAUUGAGGAUGAGGUUUUCUAUGUGGAUUUGCAAGAAUUUCCAGGUCAAAAUCAAGAAAAAUAAAUCUACCAUAUUUUCAUCUUCAAUGUGGAUUCUGAUAUAUGAACAGUACACCUAGUCCAUUAGGUGUUCUCAUCCCACCAAAUUAUUGUUUGUAUCCUCAGAGUUUACCCUAAUUCUGUAUGUACAUCUCUAGAUGUUCUUAAUUAGAAUAAAAUUCUAGUAGUCUGCACUGCAGGAGAUUCGUCCA
Messenger RNA from Musa acuminata AAA Group (dessert banana), 1823 nucleotides. RefSeq lists its product as uncharacterized. The transcript is spliced from 3 exons. NCBI's taxonomy places the organism in Eukaryota, Viridiplantae, Streptophyta, Magnoliopsida, Zingiberales, Musaceae. The coding region runs from base 134 to 1528 and encodes 464 amino acids. The record is from RefSeq and is a predicted model, not a curated record.